Molecule: messenger RNA, 1979 nt
Organism: Molossus molossus (Pallas's mastiff bat)
Lineage: Eukaryota; Metazoa; Chordata; Mammalia; Chiroptera; Molossidae
Gene: TLE6
Product: TLE family member 6, subcortical maternal complex member
Exons: 17
Coding region: 82-1863 (593 amino acids)
Biological process (GO): regulation of DNA-templated transcription; negative regulation of canonical Wnt signaling pathway
Cellular component (GO): transcription regulator complex; nucleus
Molecular function (GO): protein binding; transcription corepressor activity
Source: RefSeq, a predicted model, not a curated record
CUUGGCUGACCCUCACAGCUUCCUUCUUUGCUCCUCUGAUCCUGCACCCUAAGGGAGAGUCCUUGUGAGUACUGCCUGAAGAUGACCUCUUGUGGCCAUCUCAGCCCCCAGGGGCACCCUCCAAGGAUGGUGAGGCCCCCAGGAACUUUGGCUCAUCGUGGGGCCAGCCUUCAAGACCCGAACUAUCAGGGCUUCCUGGAUCAGCUCAAGAAGCAGUUCCCUAGGUUCCCGCCUCACUUGCCGGCACAGGUGGACAGCAUUUACUAUUUGCUUCAGAAGAUUCGACAGGGUCUACAGGAACAUCACAGGCAGGCAGAAAAAUUCCUACAGAUCAUGGAGACGUGCAACCAACCCCUGGGCUUCCAGCCAGCAGAAGACCAGGUCAGCCAGGUCUCCUCUGAUGAGCAGGCUGACCAGGACUCCUCAGGACCAGCCAGCCCCAUUGCUUCCCAACUUCCUGGGGUCAAGCCCCCACAGCCCUCCAGUCUUCAGGGGCCAGACUUUGAAGAUGUCAUGGCCACAAGGUCAUCUGACUGGCUCCAGCAGCCCUCUGGAGUGGACAACGCCCCCGUUCACCAGCUAGACAUGCGGCCGUCCUGGGACUCUGAGCCCCAGUUUUGGCAGGAUGUUCUGACCCAGCAACUCUGGCAGAUUUUUGCUGGGACCUACAAUAAGGUGGACCAAGCGAGACAUAGGCUGACAGAACAGAUGCCAGACUUGGAAAGCCAGGACUCGGGACCACAGUACUUUGGAGCAGAACCCUGUACCGAAGAUGCUUUGGGUUCCCAAGAAGGGAGCACAGGGCCAGGCAUGGCGCCAGGGGUGAUGCUGCCUCACACGGCCCAGGAGCCUGCUGGGAGAACCCAUCCCUUUCUGAAGCCCAUCUGCUGGGACCCUGAGGACUUUGAAGACACGUGGAAGAGGCCAGAUGCCUUGCCCUGGCAAUCCAAGAAGUUGGCGAUCCCACACAGAAUGGAGAAGAAGCGGGUGCUGAAACACGGGGAGCCCGUGCUGGCCACCGCAGUCAGCAGCUUCACGCGGCACGUGUUCACCUGCGGCAGGAGUGGUGUCAAGGUGUGGAGCCUGGUCGGCCAGAUGAUAGAGGACAGGUUCCCCGAAAGCCACCUGCGUGUACAGACCCAAGGGGCCUACCUGCGCACCUGCCUGCUGUUCUCUAACAGCACUACUCUGCUGACUGGUGGCUACAACUUGACCGGUGUGAGCAUUUGGGACCUGACAGCACCCUCCCUGCACAUAAGAGAUGAGCUACCCUGUGCAGGUUUCACAUGCCAGGCCCUGGCUGCCAACCUGGAGGACAGCCAGGCCUUUGCCAGCUUCACUGAUGGGACCAUCAGGAUCUGGGACUUUCGGGACCGGAGUGUGGUCAGGGACCUGCCGGGCCCCCCGAAUGGAGCCAAGAGCAUUGUUGUCAAAGACCAGAACAUCUGGGCCGGGGGUCUGGAUGCCUGCCUGCGGUGCUGGGACCUACGGACCAGUAAGGAGCCCCAGGAAUACCACUUUGAGUCUCAGAUAAUAAGCUUAUCCCCCAGCCCCCGGGAGGACUGGGUUCUGGUGGGCACAGCCAAUGGCCAGCAGUGGCUGCAGCCCACCCGCGGGGGCCAGAAACACAUGGUGGGCUGUAAGGACAGCACCAUCCUCGGUCUCAAGUUCUCCCCUCUUGGCCAGUGGUGGGUGAGUGUCGGGAUGGACAGCCUGGUCAGCAUCUACAGCAUGCCCGCAGGAGCCAUGGUGUUCCAGGUACCGGAGCCCACCUCUGUCAUGUGCUGUGAUGUGUCCUCUGACAACCGCCUGAUCGUCACGGGAUCCAGGGACCACGCCUCAGUGUACCAGAUCACAUACUAAGGGGCUCACUACUGUCAUCUCAACUCGGGGCCCUUUCCUCCCCAAUGAAAGGGGUAGUAGUGGAGGGGCGUGAUGGGUGGGCCCGUGAUCUUUGUCAUGUGUAAUAAAGCAAUUGG